This is a messenger RNA of Vanderwaltozyma polyspora DSM 70294, 834 nucleotides long. RefSeq lists its product as uncharacterized. The transcript has a single exon. Bases 1 to 834 code for a protein of 277 amino acids. The record is from RefSeq and is a predicted model, not a curated record. Lineage: Eukaryota; Fungi; Ascomycota; Saccharomycetes; Saccharomycetales; Saccharomycetaceae.
AUGUUGCUCAGAAGGGUUUGCCAUCCAAUCCUGUCUACUAGAGGUGCUUUAUCCUUCUCGAAGAGAUUCAUGCAAACAAAUGGUAAAGUCAUUGAUAAUUUUACUAGAAGGAAAGGAGGGACAGGAUCAGGUCCGUUUGUAGAGUUACCUGAAUUCGAACAACUACAGGAUUCUAUUAUUGCAAAACUUCCAGCUUAUUGUACUAUUUAUGGUAAUUUGAACAAAAUUUGUGCCUUAAAUGUCGAUUCGAAUGCCUUAAAUGGACCAUUUCUUGCUGAAGAUUCAGAAGAAAUCAAUUGCAUGACUAAAUUUGCUACAAAAGAAUACCCAGCAAACCUAAUGAUGAGUUCCCCAGUACCGGCUUCAAGCAUCGCAAUUUUGAAGUUAGAUGAUUAUAAAAGUGGUAUUAAGAUUCGUAGUUUCGACGAUAACGUACUCUGUUAUAGUGGCGAUCUCUCUAAAUCUGACGAUUCUAUCAUAAAAGGUUUAGGUGUAGUAGCAUUAUGUGGUUCAGGUUCUACAUAUCGGAUGAGUGUCCAAAAGGAUGAAGUAAUAAUGAUUACACCAGAAUCACUUUUAGCUCAUGAUUCUAAUUUGAAAUUAGAGCUAAUUGGCCUAAGAUCCCACUUCAAGCUUCCACUUAAAUUGAAACAGUUUAUAAUAAAAUAUGCAAAUCAUUUUUAUGAAGAUAUUAUGCUGUAUUCUACAAAAUUCUUUAAAAAGGAUAAAAUGUUUUAUAAAAUCAAAGGUCCAGGUACCAUUAUCCUCCAGAAUAAUUUCAUCCCUCAAUCAAAACUAUAUUCCAAUGAAGAAUUAAUAAAAACUAUUAAAUAA